AAAGCUGUACUGGUUGGGAGCAUUUGCUGCAUUCUGGUAUCUAUGUUUGGGCAAAUUACCAGUCAACACAGGUAAAACUCAAGACCAUGAUGAGCACCAUCACUUCGCCCACCUAACAGAAAAGAUCUCUUAAACAUUUCAGAAGUGCAGCACAUGGAACUUAGUAAAAGUAUCUGUAUUUUCUGUAUCAUCCAUGAAAACCCGAUGCGUCACUGGGUACUCAAAGAAUCGUAUACCAAACACUGUGACAAAGCAGAGCACCAUAAUACUAAAAACAAUGGUCAGAUAAAAAAUGACACGUGGACACAGAUGAGGAAAAUGUACAAAUAUGUCUCUGGAAAGCACAGCAACAGCCACAACUGGUUCUUUCUUGCACAUCCCACCAUAUUUGCUGUCACUGAAAACUCAAGAUAUAUUCAGUUUACUAAGGAUGUAUCUCAGCCCUUCUGUCUGGGCCACACUGUGACAUCUGGUAACCUUGAUUUCAUGACAGUAGAAGGAGGAGCUGCUUUAACUAUGGAGGCUAUGAAAAGAAUUACAGACUUCUGAAUAAGUCUGCAUGCAUGCCCCGAAAAAUAUGCAAAUCAAAGUGUGAUUUGGAACUUAUCAGAAGAUAGGCAGUUAGCAGUCUGCCUGAAAUAUGCAGGAGUUCCUGCAGAAAGAGAGGAUUCCAAAGGAAGAAUUCUAUUUAACACAAAACCAACUACACAUCUUAUUCAAGAGACAGUGUCUCAUAACCCUGAGCAAGUAGUAGAAGGCUGCUGUUCAGAUACAGCUAUUACUUUUAAUGGACUGACUCCCGAAAAUAUGAUAGUAAUGACAUAUGGUGUGUACCAGCCCAGAGCAUUUGGACAUUAUUUUAGCAACACACUGAUUUUCUUGUCUCCAGAUGAUUCAGAAAAUCACAGAGGACUGGGGAAUAAUAGAACUGUGCUGUCCAAGAGCACUUGA
Dama dama (fallow deer) is the source of this 951-nucleotide messenger RNA. RefSeq names its product C1GALT1 specific chaperone 1 like (gene C1GALT1C1L). Lineage: Eukaryota; Metazoa; Chordata; Mammalia; Artiodactyla; Cervidae. Gene Ontology annotation, molecular function: N-acetylgalactosaminide beta-1,3-galactosyltransferase activity. The record is from RefSeq and is a predicted model, not a curated record.